AUGCAGCCGCGGUAUUUCGGAUUUUUAAAUGACAGUCGCUGGCGGCUGUUACUGAAGGGCGCAGAGCCUACGGGUACCGCCAUCGUACGCUUCGCGUCCGAAGUUGAGGCCGUUAGAGCACUCAAGGAUUUCCGAGACGUCUAUCUACGCAAGAGGAAAAUCGAGGCGACUCUUGACUUUACGGACUUUUCGCAGCGCAUACAACGUGUCCACAAGCCCAUUGCCGUUGAUCGUUAUCGUUUGCCUUUGCGUUUCUUUUGA
Babesia bigemina is the source of this 261-nucleotide messenger RNA. RefSeq lists its product as hypothetical. The coding region runs from base 1 to 261 and encodes 86 amino acids. The record is from RefSeq and is a predicted model, not a curated record. NCBI's taxonomy places the organism in Eukaryota, Apicomplexa, Aconoidasida, Piroplasmida, Babesiidae. The transcript is spliced from 3 exons. Gene Ontology annotation, molecular function: nucleic acid binding.